GCUGGAGAGAGCAAACAAAAAGGCGUGGUGUAGGCUCCAAAAUAUACAUCUGAAUUCGUGAUGGCAUCGACAGAGGCUCUUAAUGGAUUAAAAGUUUCAAAACAAACAAUAACGCUUUGGAAAAAGGGUUGAAUGUCUGCCUGUACUUACAGGCAUGACCAUGGAGAAAAGUGGGAACAUACAAUUGGAGAUUCCUGACUUCAGCAACUCCGUACUGAGCCAUCUCAACCAGCUGCGCAUGCAAGGCCGUCUCUGUGAUAUUGUGGUCAAUGUGCAAGGACAAGCUUUUCGGGCUCACAAAGUAGUACUGGCUGCCAGCUCCCCUUAUUUCCGGGAUCACAUGUCCUUGAAUGAAAUGAGUACUGUGUCCAUUUCUGUCAUCAAGAACCCUACUGUUUUUGAACAGCUCCUUUCUUUCUGUUACACAGGGCGGAUAUGCCUGCAACUAGCAGAUAUCAUCAGCUACCUGACAGCCGCUAGUUUUCUGCAGAUGCAGCAUAUCAUAGACAAAUGUACACAGAUCCUAGAGGGCAUUCACUUCAAAAUUAAUGUGGCUGAGGUUGAAGCAGAACUAAGUCAGACAAGGACAAAGCAUCAAGAGAGACCUCCAGAGUCCCACAGGGUUACACCGACGCUAAACCGCUCACUCAGUCCACGGCAUAACACCACAAAGGGAAACUGGAGAGGACAGGUCAGUGCUGUGCUGGACAUCAGAGAGCUCAGCCCCCAUGAGGAGUCCACCAGUCCUCAGAUAAUUGAACAGAGCUCUGAUGUAGAGAGCCGGGAGCCCAUUCUUCGAAUCAACAGAGCAGGGCAGUGGUAUGUGGAAACAGGAAUAGCAGACCAGGGUUCCCGGAGUGGAGAUGAAGUUAGGGUUCUCGGAGCAGUGCACAUCAAAACUGAAAAUCUGGAAGAGUGGCUUGGGCCAGAGAAUCAGCCUUCUGGAGAAGAUGGGAGUAGUGCAGAGGAAGUCACAGCCAUGGUGAUUGACACCACAGGCCAUGGUUCUGUUGGACAGGAAAGUUACACUUUAGGGUCUUCAGGAGCCAAGGUAGCUCGGCCAACCAGCAGUGAAGUUGACAGAUUUAGCCCCUCCGGCAGUGUUGUUUCCAUGACAGAAAGACACAGAGCCAGAAGUGAGUCUCCUGGGAGAAUGGAUGAGCCUAAGCACCUUAGCUCCCAGGUAGAGGAGUCAGCUAUGAUGGGAGUAAGCGGCUAUGUGGAGUAUCUCCGAGAACAGGAAGUAUCUGAACGGUGGUUCCGGUAUAAUCCCCGACUCACCUGCAUCUACUGUGCCAAAUCUUUCAACCAAAAGGGAAGUCUGGACCGCCACAUGCGCCUGCAUAUGGGAAUCACACCAUUUGUCUGCCGCAUGUGUGGGAAAAAGUAUACCCGGAAAGAUCAGCUGGAAUAUCAUAUCCGAAAGCACACAGGCAACAAGCCCUUUCACUGUCAUGUGUGUGGCAAAAGUUUCCCCUUUCAGGCCAUCUUGAAUCAGCACUUUCGAAAAAACCACCCUGGCUGUAUACCCCUGGAAGGGCCUCAUAGCAUUUCUCCUGAGACAACUGUCACAUCUCGGCAAGCUGAAGAAGGGUCACCUUCUCACGAAGAAACAGUUGCUCCUGGGGAAUCUGCCCAGGGCUCAGUGUCUACUACUGGGCCAGAUUGAAACGUGGAGGGGGAGGGGGCAGACCCUCUUCCCCUUUGGGCCGUUACCAGCCCCUAUCAGGACCAUGGGCUGGUACUUAGAUUCACAAAAUGCCACAUCGCUCUACUAGAAGAUGUUUCUAUGGUGUUGCCAAAUUAGAAGACCAACAUGCAGAAAGCACUAAAGGCUCUUCUCCUCUCUCCACCUCACACUUUGGAAAAUAAUCAAGCAAAUCAGCUUCUAAUUCAGGGAUCAACAGCCUUGGUUUGUUAACUUUAUAAGAAAAAAAAAAUGUUUUUAACAAAACUGAUCAAUGAAUGGUCAUUUAUCUACCAGUCAUGAUUGAACAUUGUACUUAGGUCCAUAUCAUCUUGAAGGGUUAAAACCCAGAUCUAAAAAAAUACAAAAAGCAACAGGAUCUUUGGCCAACUGACACAGCCUAUCAGAAGAGGGAAAGGUAGUCACCAUGGUGAGAAAGGGGAAUCUUUCCUUCCUUUACCCUGCCAGAGCAUGCAUUUCCAAUUUAAGGAAGAAAAAAAAGGGGGGCUGGAUACUGGUGGUUCUUAAUACUCUAAAAGGUUAUAAUUGCUCUUGCCCUGUCAAGGCUUCUAAUACCUUGCCUGGUUGUUUGAUGUGAUCAGCUACCGUGGAGCAGCAUUCUAGCGGGCAGUGUCACCUGAAGCACUUUAGGCACAGAGAAGUAAAAUGAGCAGCCAAGCAUUACAGUGGGCACUUCUUCACGUGGGUGCUUGAGAAAGAGGAGCAGGGAAGGAAGUGCUUUUGUGCUUUGCAAAUACUGUACAGCACAGAGGUGAAGUGCAACUUCCUGUUUGGUGUUUGUAAACCAUAGCACUUGCAUACAUCUUUGGGUGUUAGAAAGAUGUUUCUAGUUCUGUGGAUUAACCUGUUAGGCUGACUACCAAAAGUUCAUCCUCUUCAGCUCCUAGUUUCAUAUAACAGCAAUAUUGUACUGGAAAUACCACUUUCCAGUGAAAUGAGGCUGGAUUGUAUUUUUAAAUCCACAGGUCUCCACAUUUGAUAACUUUUAUAUGAUGUUUUUAAACAGUUUUUUCCUGCAAUCUUAUAGUUGGAGAUUCAACACUAUUGUUCUUAUUGCAACCACAUUUCAUUUCCUUCUACAUGUUUUGUACCUUAUAUUUUCAAUCCAAUGAAGACCCUCACUUAAAAUCUGUCUUGGGCCUGCAUCAUAAACCCAUUAGAAAAUUGCUGGUGAUUCCAAGAGCUUUGAAUUUUGUUUUGUUUUGUUUUUUUUAUAAUACACUACAGGGCACUUCACUUACAAGAAAAUACCAUGCCCAGUCAUGUUGCAAUAAAUGAGCAAGGGAUCAAUUCUUAUCAGGUCUAGUUACAUAAUCAUUCCUAAGACUUAAAACUCCAAGGGGUUUUCUUUUUUUUUUUUUUUUUUGUGAUACUGCAUUUUUCUAAGAUUCUUAAUCCAGCUCUGAAAGAAUUUACCAAACAUGUAGAGCUUUAUAUGGCCUGUCUUGCGUGCAGAGAGAGAAGGAGGGAUGCUAAAUAAUACAGGCAAACAGAUGCCUGCCGUCUACAGUACAAAUAGGAAGAGGUCUCUAGCUAGAAUGAUUUUAAGAGCAUACUUAAAUGUGUAGUUGUUUUGGUACAGGGAUGCGGAUGAUUCUAAGAGCUUUGGGUGAUGGGCUGGUCCUACCUGCACUAGUGAGCCAAUUACGAGAAUGUGAAGUUUGUGUGCUCCUUUCUUGUGAGCACUGUGUGGUGUUUGGAAAGGUGGGAAAGGCAGUUUUGAUAAGAAACUGCACCGUUUAUGAGAAUGUGAAGUUUGUGUGCUCCUUUCUUGUGAGCACUGUGUGGUAUAUGGAAAGGUGGGAAAGACAGUUUUGAUAAGAAACUGGAGUGCAAAGAGUGGCUUUAAACGAUCUGAGACUCAGAUAUACUGUUAGAACUAGAGAAAGGUUUACUCUUCUGAAGUAUAGAAAUGCAUCUUUGUUUUGUUUUAGUUUUGUUUUUGAAAUUCAUCUUUUGAAGGAGUGUUACAUUGCUCUAGUUGAAGAGCCUGCCCUCAAAAGCAGCACUGGAGAAUAGUAUCUCAUCCUUCAUAAUAGUGGGCUUCUUGCUACUUAGUUGGGCAACAGCACGGUAGAGUGAAACCUGUCUGCUAGAGCCACCUCAAGGAUUACUGUGCUCGGUGGCACAAAACUGGAGGGUUAAAGCUCUAGAGAAACUUUUUAGCUUGGAUUGGAGGCUUUCAGUAGACGGAUCUUGUCAUUACUGAUCAUACGGUAGCUGGGAUGUACAGAAGAUGCUGCUUUAGAUGGAAAUUUUUUUUUAAGCAAACCAAAAAUAUUUUAAGUCUACUCUUCUUUUGAAAAGUUAAGUUGUAUGCUGCAAAGUUGUUUUUUGCAUUGUUAGCUUUUUAGAUUAUUUGUGAGAAAAUGCAGCGUUUAACUACUACCAAAUUAUAAAGGUAAAGUGCAGUAAUUUCUAUAAAAAGAAACUUGCAAGCACUUAACAGCACUCCCUCCAGGUCAGCCAAAAACAGCUUGAAUGGGGUAGAGUCUGUUGAAUGCAUGUUUGGCGGGUUCCCUUCCGUUUUCACUCAUUCUAAUAGGUUUUUACUGUACUGAUACUGUGAAUAGUGUUUCUUGUCCUAGAACCACAGCAGCCCAAUCUUCUUUGCUGGUUCUCUCCUCUAAUUAGCCGAAUCAGAGCCAUGAAAUUCAUGAGACUUCUACCAGGCUACCUUUGAGACAAAUUAAAGUUUGCAAAAAAAUAAUCUUCCGUUAGAAGUGAAACCAUUCUAAAUAUUCAGGAUUCUUAUCCAGAUUCACUGUGACAUUGUCCUACUUCUUUGCUGACAUCACUGUAGGGUCAUAAGGGUUAGCCAAUAGUGGUGCAUACCAGCAGUAGGCUCAUUAAGGGUGUACUAAAUGGACUUUAGCUGAUGCUGAAACUAACUACCAAAUCUUGACUUGCACACGUCACCUUGUGAGGGGAACUGUAUUAGCAGGGAGAGCUAAAUCAUCAGUAGGUAACUUAAUGCAGUGACCGUUACCACUGAGUGGCACUUGGAAAGCAGAGGAGCUAUCCAGUAUUCUCAGCAAAAGCAAAAGAGAGUUGACCACAUGUGUAUCUGUUUUCAUUCUAAAUAGACUUUAUUCUCUCUGAAUUCUGAUACUGGUAUAAACGAUGUCAUUCCCACAUGGCAGUAUCACUGUAUUUACACAGAAAGGCUCUUCCUAAUGAAUUCUUCUCCUUUUACUCAGAACCAUAAUUACCUCUAAACUGAAUUGACUUUUAUGUAAGUUAGAAGGAACUCCAUAGUCUGGUUUUUUUUUUUUUGUUUUGUUUUGUUUUGUUUUAUUUUGGUUUUGGAUAUUUUGAGACGGGGUCUUGCUGUGUAGCCCCUUGCUGUCCUGAUCCUCACCACAUUGCCCAGCAGGGCCUUGACCUCAUAGCAGUCCUUCAGACUCAGCCUCAUGAGUACUGAAAUUACAGGCAUGCAGCACCACACCUGGCCCCUAUUCCAUUUUAUUGUACUAAAGAGCUAAAUCUAGUCUUGACUACAUAAAACUGAAUUAAUCUGAAAAGGACAAAGAAGAAAGAAAGCAGUUAGGAAAUUUUUUCUUGUAUUGCUUUGUUUGUUUCCAGCUAUCAGUGAAACUGUUCCCAAGACAAUAAGAAGUAAGUAUAGACUGUCCCUGCCUCACAACAAAGCAAAUCUAGCUGCGGUCAGAUUGUCUGGUGGGAGAGUGACUUUUGGAACUUCAUUUUCAUUGUUGAGUGGUUCUCUGUCCAAGAAAUGGCUUUUACACAGUCAUACUAGUUUUGUUUUGUUUUGUUUUAACUUGUGUAAAUUACUUUUUGUUUAACAAGAUCUUUUUCUUUUUUCUUUUUUUCUUUUUGUUUUGUUUUGUUUUUCAAGACAGGGUUUCUCUGUGUAACCUUAGAAGUCCUGGACUCACUUUGUAGACCUCAAACUCACAGUGAUCCACCUGCCUCUGCCUCUCUGAAAACAAGAAGGUCUAAUUUAAAGAAAUAGAAGCAGUGGAAAAUGAAAAGACUUCUUAAUUGUAGUAGAAAAGCACUUAAUCAGAAAAAUUUUAAAUCCUGUAAGAUAUGUAAGCAGGCAUAAUUUAUUUUCUCUUCUGAAUAUGCCCUUUUUCUUAUUUGUAUACUUAUUUAUUUAAGGAAUAUUGACUGAGUCAUAAUUGAACAGUCUUUGGAAAUGGGGCUUUUUACAUGGGCCACAAUGGAAAAGAAUUUAAAAUACUAAAAUAUUUUUAUAGCUGAGAGCUAGGAAAAGGAACAACAGCUAUUUCCAGGUAAACCACUGAGUUUGAGUGUAGCUCUUAGCAAAGCAGAUCCCUAGGGCUUGAGUUAGAUCAGGGUUCGGCAAUCCAUGGCCCUUAAGUCAAAUACAAAGUCCACCUGCUUACAUGAGAAGAGUACAUCGGCACACCUAUGUGCUUACUAAAGUGAAGUACAUGGCCAACAAAGUCUAAAAGUACUCAGUGUCUAGAAGGUGGCAGAGGAGGUUUUCUGUCUCUGGUUGACUUCCAAACAUUUAACUACAAAUUACUUCUCUAACAUUUUGCCUUUACCAUAGUUUGGUAGAGGCUUUGACUUCAUAGUCGUAUCUGCAUCUGGUACUUGAGUGCAUCAUCCUUCUCUAGAUCCCAUAAGCUCUCUUGCUUUUUCUUUUGCUUGAAUCCCAUUCCAAAGGGCAUUUAGAAUGGAUUAUAAACCAAAAGGAAACAGGAUUAUGAUUUGUCAUUGUCUAAAAGGUGUAAGUAGAUUAAGUUUAGAAAAUUGUUGCUUAGAACAGGGUAUUUCUUACUUUAAAAAAUUCCCACAUAUAACAGUGGGGCUAAAUAGGUACCCUGUUUCAAAAGCUCUUAUUGUUUUAAGUAAGUUUUGCCAUUUUUGACCUUGCUUUAGCUGAUUUGCAUAACAAUGAUAUAAGUGAAUUUAACCUCCCUAGAAUGAAAGCAUUUUCUGUCGUGGAUACAUAUUACUGGUUGUGGUAGCUCUUGCCUGUAAUCCCAGCACUUGGGAGGGAAGGUGAAGAUGAGGAGCAGGAGUUCAGAGUUAUCCUUGGCUACUUAGAGUUUAUGGAUAGCCAGGGCUAUGUGAGACUCUAGACUCAAAAGCAAAACAGAGGUUUUUUGAUUUUUAUCAAAUGUACUGUUUUUCUAGAUUAGACAACUAUACUUUUCCCUUCAUUUUAAUAUUUUUCAUUCUGUCCAUUUGUGGACUAACAAAAAGUCCAAUCUUCCUAUUUCUUUCUUCUGGAUGUUUUAAAACCUAGUAAAACAUCAGAAUUUCAAAUUUUUCUUAGAUCCAUUCUUGCAUAUCUGUUAUUGUUCAACUUGUUAAAAUACAUAUUGGACCAUUACAUAUUUGCUUUGUGAAUAUUCAUUCUCAUUGUUAUAUAUAAGAUGUGGGGAAAUGUAGAAUUUUAACUGUGUUCAUAGAAAUGCUUACAAGAGGAAAAUAUGAUUUCUCCCCAUUUGGAAAUAGUACAAGGGCUUCAGAGUUUUAUCUGGGCAGAGUUUUCUAGGCUAUGCUAAUGCAGUAUAGUGAGUUUGAUUUGUUGUUAUAAAUUCUAUCAUCAUAGAUAAAAAUGGGAUGUGUCAUUAAUCUCCACGCAGGACAUGUCUUUGCUACUUUUAGUUUAGUUCAGUUUAGUUUUUUGUUUUAUUUUGUGACAGGGUCCUCACUGUGUAGCACUGGCUGACCUGGAGCUCCCUAGGUAGGCCAGACUGGCCUGGAACUCAGAGAGAUAUGUCUGCCUCUGCCUUCCAAGUGCUGGAACUAAAGGCAUGCUGACCACCUCUUUGUUCUUAUCCAGUAAGAUACUACUAUGUUUCAUGUGAUGUAGCCUCUGAAGAAUAGAUAAUCCUCAUUUUAAGUUUCAGACUAGUCAUCUAAGUUAAAUCAACCGUGUCCCAGAGCACAUUACACUUAGUAACAGAGGGAAAGAACUUGGAUGCAGAUAACUGUCAUACAAUUAUGCCCUAUUUGGCUAACAUUGGACCAGGAUUUUUUUUUUUAAGAUUUAUUUAUUUAUUAUGUAUACAAUGUUCUGUCUGCAUGUACACCUGCACGUGAGAAAGAGAGCACCAGAUCUCAUUAUAGCUGGUUGUGAGCCACUGUGUGGUUGCUGGGAAUUGAACUCAUGACCUCUGGAAAAGCAGCCAGUGCUCUUAACCUCUGAGCCAUCUCUCCAGGUCCCUAGAUCAGGAUUUUUAAGUGGUACUUUUCCCCAAGCUGGUGUUGGUACUUAGAUAAUAAGUAGGCUUUCUUCCUCAGGACAAGCCAGAGUUGAAUAGUAUGAGUAUGUUAGCACACCUGAACUUGUUACAUUACAAAGAAAGUAAUUAUUGCUAAGGCUGAUGACCUCAACCCCUUAGAGAUGUCAGUACAAAUCAUCAAUGUCUGUUGUGUUGGAAGACCCAUCUUUUCUCAAAUGACAUUCAGCAAUGCUGGGAAGACAAUAUUAUCUGAAAUCUACAUUAUCUUUACAGAGGGUACAAAAAUAAUUUUUUUAACAAUUUAUUUAAUUUUAUUUUCUGUGCAUUGGUACAAAGGUAUUAGAAUCCCUGGAACUGAAGUUAUAGACAGUUAUGAGCUGCCAUGUGGGUGCUGGAAAUUGAACCUGGGUCCUUUUGAAGAGCAGGCAGUGCUCUUAACCACUAAGCCAUUUCUCCAACCCACGAAAAUAAUUUUUAUAAAUGAUUUCUAAUCUCACAUCCUUCCCCUUGUUUACCAAAAGUUCUUAACUUCUUAACACAGUUAAAAGAACCCCAGUAGAUCAACUAGUAGAAGCUUUAAACAGCAAAGCUAACUUAAAAAGGCAGAGAGUGGGGUGAGGGAGUGGGGGGUACUUUUCUAAUGCUUGUUAUUUUGUGUCUACUGAGUAGGUCCUGAGGAAGAAUCUCAAGUGUACCAGCCAGUUAAGGGAGUCUUAUAUUGAGCAUCACAUGUGACCAAAACCUUAAUUUAAUACCCUGGAUCUUAGGAUGUGAAUUAUUCCAUAAUGCCAGAAGUUAAAGUAUCUCGUGGAAACAUGCAAUUACUUGUCUUCACUGGUAGGUAAUAUUUAGGAGACUGUAUUCCACUAAAUAAAUACUAAAUACUUUUUGGUACCAGACAAUAUACUUGGAAUUUAUAAACAAAACCAGCUCUAAUUAGUUAUGGCUUCCCAAUCUUUUAAGGGGAGUUGUUUGUUUGUUUAGUUGGUGUUUUGUUUUUGAGAUAGGGUCUCUCUAGGUAGCCCUGGCUAUCCUAGAACUCACUACAUAUACCAGGCCUGCUUUGAACUCACAGAGAUCUGCCUGCCUCUGCCUCCUGAGUGUUGGGAUUAAAAGCAUGCUGCACCAUGCCCAACAUGGCUUCCCAUUUUUGAGAGUCCCAAACCUACUUGUUGGGAGUCUAAGACAUGAUUUUUUAGAAAGCUUGUACUUUUUCUAUAUAGAGAGAUGUUCUAAAAAGUCUUACUGUACAGUGUGCUACUAGCAUAGCUGCAGUUAUGUCAAAACAUUUCUGAGGUAAUAACACAAUGUUUAUGUUCUAUUAAUUUAGCUGAUCCUCAUGUCAGUCUAUUGUGAUUUUUUUUUUUUUUUUUUUGAGACAGGGUUUCUCUCUGUAGCCUUGGCUGUCUUAGACUCGACUUGUACACUAGGCUGGCCUUGAACUCUCACAGAGUUCUGCCUGCCUCUGCCUCCCAAAAGCUGGGAUUAAAGACAUGCCACUAUGGCUUGACUUUUUUUUGGGGGGGGGAAUAUAUGUGAUUAUUGUUACUUUCAUUUUAGACAGAAUGACACACUUUGUCUUUCCAUGGGUGAUCUUAACACCUGAUACUCUGAAUAGCCUCUAGUGCCUUUUGUGAGUAUAAUUAUGGCACAUUUUCUAGAUGAAAAAACUGAUGAGCCCAUGGGUACCUAACUUGAAGAGCUAGUAUUUACCAAUCCAAUUCCAAAUCUAGACUACCUCCACUGUAUCACUUUUACUUCCUGUGUCGUGUCUAGUAUUGUUCCUCCUUUAGUGAACUUGUAAUCAAGAGUAGGAGCUGGAGCGAUGGAUCAAUAGUUAAGAGCACUGGCUGUUCCUAGGGACCUGGGUUUGGUUCCUAGCACCCACAGGACCACUUACAACUGGCCGUUAUCCCAGUCCGGGGCAUCCAAAGCCCUCUUUUGGCCUCUUCAGGGACUGCAUAUUGUGCAAAGACACAUGCGAGCAAAACACCCAUAGACGUGUAAAUAAGUAAAAUUUUGGAUAACCCAAGAGCAAGUUAUCAGCAGAUUUUUUUCAAAAGAUGAUCCAGUUGGCCUCUCUGCUGACUUGAGUAGGAAUAUUGCCCGCUUACUCAGAAGAAUUACCGACUUGGUAGGUCUGAUUAUGAAUAUGUCACGUGAGUUAGUCUUUAAAAAUGAAACUGCUUUCUGGUUUCUUACUGCUGUGCAACAGACUAUAAAGCUUAACUCUAAAGUGGCUUAACAACCAUUCUAUAAAUCUUGACUUUGUGAAAAGUUAAAAUUAAGAAAGAGGCAGCAGGUUGACUGGUCAGGAGGGUCCAAGAUUAUGUCAUGCAUGCCUGAUGAAAACCUGUGCUUACUGCUGUUCAGGGACUCCAUGGUAGUUGGAAUUGUUUUUUGAGGGGGGUUUUCACUCUGUAGACCAGGCUGGCCUCCAACCCAGAGAUCCACCUGCCACUGCCUCCCAAAUUCUGGGAUCAAAGGCAUGAGCCACCACCGGCCUGCAGGUAGUUGGACUUCUUAACAUGGCAGCUGGGCAAAAGAUGCCACUCUUCUUAGAGGCCAGGCCUAUAGCAUCAUGGAGGCACUGCCAUACCUGAGUCAGUGCUGAGGGAGUCCACAUCUUAGGGAGAGGAAAUAACCCUAACACUGUAUGUAGACACAUGUAGAGAUUUUCGAUCAUAUUUGUUUACAGGUAACGUUAGGUUUUUUAUUUUUUUUCUAAACCUUUUGUGAACAGUUACUAGUGCCAUUGAAGCCGUUUAUUUCAUCUGCUGUGGGGCAGUAAAAGAUCUAGAAGGAGAAUGAGACAAAUGUUUAAGGCUCAUUUAUGUCUGCCUUCUUUCAAGUUCCUGAAGCAGUCAUUCCUUCCCCACUCUGUACUGGGUUCUAGGUUACAACCUUUUGCUGUGCUUGCUGUGAAGCCACUAUAGGUGUGCGUACUGAGCCAAAAAUAUUCCCUAGGACAUACAUUUUCAGGAAUUUCUAUUGUGCGGCUUAAUAGCCUAUUGUUAAGACCAUAAGAGGUUGUUGUACUGAGGUCUCUCUAACCACUAAGCUGCAUCUCCAGCUCCAGAUAGUAAGUUUUGCAUAGUUGUUUUAUCCCGUAUCUAUCUCUACCACUUCUCUCAUAUAAUUUUGUUCUUCAAGAUUAAUUGGCUAAUCCCAUCCUCACUGCUAUUCUUACAGGAGAGUCAGUUGUCCAGUUUUGUGUAUCAGUCUCUGAUUUAGUAAUUGUUAGCAGCUUCUCUCAUUCAAAGUCACGGAUCAUUGAAGUUUUUUUGAGGCUUGAGUUGUCAGAUUUAUAAUGCCUUAUUUAAAGCUUUGCUGACUUAAAAUAACUAGACUAGAAACUUAAACUAGUCCUGCACUGAGAAGAAGAUGGUAGAGAAUAAAUUGUACUCUAUUAAUUAUCCCCAAAUCAGUACAGUUCUGAGAGAAGAAAAGGUUUGAGAUAGCCUGUGAGUAGAGUCCCAGAGAAGUAAGUGUAAAGGCUUCCCAAUUCUCAUAUAGUACAGUGAUCUCUGUUGCUAAGUGAGGCCUAGAGGAAUAGAGGGGCACUAGAAGCCAAAGGCUUACUUUAGGACUUUACAGAAUGCUAGGAAGUAGGAAAAUCAACAACAAAACAAACAAAGAAAAACUGUGGUGUAGUUAGAUAUCCAAAGAGUUGAGACUGAUUAGUUGGUUGUUUUUUUGUUUUUUUGUUUUUUUUAAGUUUAUUUAUUAUGUAUACAAUGUUCUGUCUGCAUGUACACCUGCACGUGAGAAGAGAGCACCAGAUCUCAUUACAGAUGGUUAUGAGCCACCGUGUGGUUGCUGGGAAUUGAACUCAUGACCUCUGGAAAAGCAGCCAGUGCUCUUAUCUCUGAGCCAUCGCUCCAGCCCAGUAUUGAUUAGGUUUUAUCAUGUAAAGAUUAGGGGGAGUUUUUAUUGAAUGAAAAGAAUAGAAUUUAAAUUAAAACUUUUUAAAAUACUCAUUUCCACCCAGAUAAAAUCCACUCAUCUCUGCCUUUCUUGUCAGAGCUUUAAAGUUCCAGUUUCAGGAAAUGACAGAUUUACUGUGAUACGCUAUGUUGUUACUCACAUGCUGUAUUCUGGCUCAUGGAGAACUUCUCUGGAAUCUCUGUGCUGUGAAGUUUGGGUGGUUGCAUAGAGGGAGAGAACAAGAUGAGAAAAGGGGGAAUCCUACAGAUUGACAAUCUUUCCUUUCAGCAUCACGAGUCUAAACCAUUUCAGCCAAUCAUGACAGCUCAAGUGAGUAGUCGCUGUUUGAGGGUUAGGGUUCUGCAUGUAGUUUCAUCUUCAAGCAGAUGCUGAUGACAUUUGAAAAUGAUGUUUCCUAUAAGUCAUAGAAACACACCUGUAGUGGUUAAGAACCAUUCAAAACCAGAGAUGCUAUGCAGGGAACAAAGCUUAAAUGUGUUUCCUCUGGAAGCCAAAUUACUAACGAGCUCACUGAAAGUGUGCAGAAAGUCCACCUCUGAAAUGCUAUCAGAUGGCAGACAUACUUAGAAUUUAUACGGAGUUUCUAGUAUUUUUACAAAAAUAACUCUAAAUCUGGUAAUGAGUUUUGUUUUAAUGAGCCUGUUUUCUUUUUGGAAAAAUGGCUCAAUAAAAAUAUCACUAAAGAAUUCAAUUGUAUAUGCAUGUGCAUUAAACACAGAAUGGUAUACUGAUGAUAGUUCAUGCAGAUAACUUUUAUGGGAAGUUAGCUAUUUUCUUAAAGUCUAUUCAUAAAUGUAUGCUAAUAAAUAUAUUUACUCACCAUGAUCUUGGUAGCAUAGAAGCAUUUUGUUAGCUGUGUUGUACUAAAAAUUAAAUUCUUGGUAUAAUAGGCUAUGAGAGCUUUUAUUAACUUUGUAUUUGGGCUGAAAACUAUUUCUUGCACUUUCUAUUUAUAAAUAUAUGUUAUCUCAUAUCUAACAGUUAGUGCAUCUGGUUUUGUCUCGUUUUGAAGAGCUAGCAGAUGUAGGUGUUAAAGUGAAAUAUGUGCUUAAAGCCCUGGCAAAAGAAAAAGGAAAUGUGCUUAUAGCGACCUGAGACAGGCUAGAGAUCAGUACAGAGACUGAAAGUAGCUGUUGGGAUGGACAUACUUUUGCUGUGAACUGCAGUACUGCUGUGAGUUGUCAGGUGUUUGUGUGAGGAGAAGGUGUUUAAUGAAGGCAGAUAAGUCCGUGUAGAGUAUCCUACCUCCCACUAAAUACUGAGCAUAUUCAAGAGUUCCCUGUAUUCCCCUACCCCCAUUCUUUACUAUUUACAUUUCAGCUCCUCUACCUCUGAGCCUCUGGCUGAAGAAAUAGGGUGUACCUUUCUAUAGCAAGGAAUGCUAGACUCAAAAUAAAGUCUUUACAAAUGCUUA
Messenger RNA from Meriones unguiculatus (Mongolian gerbil), 13261 nucleotides. RefSeq names its product zinc finger and BTB domain containing 37 (gene Zbtb37). The transcript has 4 exons. Bases 155 to 1669 code for a protein of 504 amino acids. NCBI's taxonomy places the organism in Eukaryota, Metazoa, Chordata, Mammalia, Rodentia, Muridae. Gene Ontology annotation, biological process: regulation of transcription by RNA polymerase II. Gene Ontology annotation, molecular function: protein binding; DNA-binding transcription factor activity, RNA polymerase II-specific; RNA polymerase II cis-regulatory region sequence-specific DNA binding. The record is from RefSeq and is a predicted model, not a curated record.